AUGGUAGCCAUUGGUGACUUUUCCGAAAGUUCUACUUUUACCUGGUCUCAUGAGAGACUUCCAAGACUUUUUGCAGGUAGUUCAAGCAAUGGGACCAGUGGUAAAUUGGAGGUUUAUUCCUUAGUUGCUGGGUCUAAGGAUCCAGUUAGUAGUUUAGUGAUCGAUGGGCUUGGGUUCAAUGAUUUGGACUGUGCAAUUGAUGAUCAUGUUGUUGCUGGUGCAAUGAAAAAUGGUGGAUUGAAAUUUUUCAAGUUUGAUGCUAGCAACAACGUUGUUAGCCAAGUUUCUGAGUUCAAUUCUCAUUCCAAAGAGGCCAAUGUCGUUAAAUUUAAUUAUGUUCAAUCCAAUGUGAUGUUGUCUGGUGGUUCGGAUUCUGAAAUUUUCAUUUGGGAUACUAAAAAGUGUUUAUCUCAACUUGAUUAUACGCCAUUGACCCCAGGUGCUGUUACUGGGACCUCCAACCCAACAAUUUCUUCAUUGGCUUGGAACCAUUCUUUGUCCCAUGUCUUUGCCUCUGCUGCUGAUACAACCCAUGCUUCGAUUUGGGAUUUGAAGGCCAAAAAGGAAGUCAUGCAUUUGGCCUAUAGUAAUCCUGAAACCGGUAUGAAAUCCCAAUUGUCAAUUGUUGAAUGGGACCCUAAAAAUUCAACUAGAGUUGCUACCUCUUCUACUUCCUCUAUCUUAAUUUGGGAUUUGAGAAACUCUGCUAAACCUCUACAAAUUUUAGACUCACAGGCAACCGUCAAGUCAUUGGACUGGUGUGCAAAGGACCAAGAUUACUUAUUAGCAAGUUCCGAUAACAAUACUGUAGUCUUAUGGAAUCCUCAAACUAAUGAGAAAUUAUCAACUUUCCCAGGUAACACUUGUUACUCAAAAGUUAAAUUUGCUCCAGAGUUACCAGAAAUUUUUGCUAGUGCUUCUUCAGAAACACCAAUAAAGGUAAGAUCUCUACAGGAUAUCACAACCUCUUUGGAUUCAGAAGACUCUAAUGUGAUUGAAAACAAGACUGAAGAUGAGUUCUGGAAUAAUGUGUCUGCAUCCCCAGAUCUUUCUGCUGCUGAACCAGAACCAAAACCUAUUGUUAGCAAGUUACAAGCUCCAAGUUGGACUAUGAACCAAUCUCCUGCUGCAAGCUGGGUUUUUGGUGGUAAGAUUGUUUCAGUAAUGGCUGAUGGCAAGAGUGUUCAAAUUACAAAACCAAAUUUACCAGGUUUCUUCAAUGAUGGUUCUAUUUUGCAAAAAGCUUUAGAGACCAAAAAUUUUACCUCAAUUAUAAAUCAAAGGUUAGCUAAACCUAUAAAUGAUGAUAAUGAAGAUGAUUGGAACUUGAUAGAAAAAUUGGCACUGGAUGGUAAAGAUGAAGUUACUGAAGAAAUCUUCUCAUUCGAUGAUGACGAGUUAGAAGAAGAAUUGGACGAUCAAAAGCAAGUUACAGAAGGUGAAGCAUUUUUUGAGCAAUUAGAGCAAGGUUAUCAACCCGUUGGAAGCUUUAAGAUUGAAUCUACUUCCGAAACUAUUGCGAAGUCCUUGGUCAAAAGCAACUAUAAGGCAGCUAUUAAUUCAUCUUUACAAAACGAAAUGUUAUUGGAAGCUAUGGUUAUUGCAAUGGAUAGCAAUAAUCAAUCCCUAAAGGAGAAAGUAAAAGCUGCUUAUUUCAGUAAAUUUGGUGAUGCAAACACUUUAUCAAGAUUUUUAUUUUCAUUUUCCAAUAAAACAAUGGAUGAUUUGAUUGAUAACUUAGAUGUUACCCAAUGGAAAUUAGUAGCCAAAUCUAUUCUUUGUAACUUCGAAAAUGAUGUCAAUCAAAGAAACCAAUUUUUGGUCAAGUUGGGUGACAGAUUGAUUGCCAGUAAUAUGAGACAAGAAGCUAUCGGUGCAUAUGUUUCAGCUGAUUCGUUAGAUAAAGUGGCCUCAAUUUGGAUAAAAGAAUUGAACACGUUAGAAAAGUCUUUCGCAAACUCUAAGUCAACAGCAUAUAAAUCUCAUUCUGAAUGUUUGACUGAAUUCAUUGAAAGAUUUGUCACUUUUACUAACUCUCUGGAAAUGAAGGAAUUAAACAUUACAAAUGAAGACUUGAUAUCUAAAUUUCUGGAAUUUGUUGAUUUGAGUUGUUCAAGUGGAAAUUUUGAAUUGGCAAGAAAACUUUUGGAAACUUUACCAGAAUCUAACCCUAUGGUAAAGGCAGAAAAUGAACGUAUCAAUACAGUGUUGGGUGUUCCUUUAAAGAAGAAGUCUUCGUUAAAAACUUCCAAUGCUCCUUUAGCACCUUCUCCUUCCUUUGGCGUUAUGAAUCAAUCUCAAAUGGGUUCCACUCAGAGUUUUAUUCAGCAACAAAACAUUACACCAGUCAACAAUCAUGUUGCCAUGGACCAUAACGAAUUCCCUAAUAAGAAUUUUGCCAACAAUCCAUACAGUACGUCAGCUGACCAACAUAUCCAUACCGCAUCUUCAGUAUCAUUGACAGCUAAAAAGAAUCCUUACGCACCACCACGUUCAAGUACUCCACCAACAAUGCCAACACAUCUACCAAAGAGCAACAAUCAAAAUAUUUACCAAGGUAUGAACAAAAUUAAUGGUGUCCCGGUUAUUCCAAACCAACAUCAUUUUACGAAGCCUACGGCUACAUUUGUCUCUGAGCCAGCACCAUUAAAGGCUCAAGAUGCUCCAAAUACAACAAGAAAUCCAGUCCCAGGUAAUGUGAUUUCAGGACAGGUCCCACAUGCAAACAAGAAAGCUAAUGAUGGUUGGAACGAUUUACCAUUGGAUGUUAGAGAGAAGACUAUUAGGGCCAAACCUGUUUCUGUCGCUCCAGUUUCGUCAUUCCAAUCUGCAAUGAAUCAUGGUGGAAUUCCAGCUAUGCCAGCAGCUAGUGACCCAAGAUCCAGAAAGCAUUCCACAGCUUCUAUGAGUUCAAUUAAGCCUCCGCCAUUACGUCAUUCCAGAAAGCCAUCUGCGAUUAUUACUCCUAUGACAAAUAUGUCGCCACAACAGAAACCUGUGUCUCAUAAUCCAUAUGCUCCACCAUCGACAAACGCUGUUCCAGCCUCACCAUCAAUGAAUAACAAGCAAUUUUCUUUCCCAUUAUUGCCAACAGCUCCAGGUGAAAUUCAACCUUCUCAACCAAGUAAUCCAUACGCUCCCCAAAUUGAAAAUCCACCAACACCAGUAUCAAUGAGAAGUAAUCCAUAUGGUCCAAACACCAAUGAUAUUAAUCAAAAUGUUAGUAAUCAAUUGAAUGGUCCUCCUCAAAUGGCUAAACAAGACUCUAACCCAUUAGCUCCACCGCCAAUCAAUGCAAGGAAAAAGGUAACACAAAAUAUCGAUUUAGGACAAACCCCAAGUUUAGGUAAUCCUCAAUCUAAUCAUAAUAUUGAAGCACCACAAGGAGAAGUUCCAAGGAAACAACUAUUAUCUAAUCAUAUGAAUUCAAUUCCAAUGAGCGCUGAAGUCUCUCCAACCCAUGUUCCAAUAUCUUCACCACCAUUGCCAGAAACUUUGUCUCCAGUUACAUCAGAAGAAAUUGAAAUUAUUGAAUUCUUUAAGAAAGAAUUAGAACGUGUUACACCUUUGAUUCCAUCAGAAUAUGUAAAACAACUAAAAGAUUGUAGAAAAAGAUUGAAUAUAUUGUUUGCUCAUAUUGAAAAGAAAGAUUUAAUUUCAGUUGAAACAAUGGACAAGGUUUAUAAAAUCGUUGAAAAUCUACAAAAUAAAAACUAUCAGGAGGCAGUCCAAAUUCAAUCAGAUAUUGCAACAAACAAUUCAUCUGAAGCCGGUAAUUGGUUAACAGGUGUAAAGAGAAUGAUUGCAAUUUCUCAAGCAACAUCAACUUGA
Vanderwaltozyma polyspora DSM 70294 is the source of this 3831-nucleotide messenger RNA. RefSeq lists its product as uncharacterized. The transcript has a single exon. Gene Ontology annotation, molecular function: structural molecule activity; protein binding. Gene Ontology annotation, cellular component: COPII vesicle coat; endoplasmic reticulum exit site. The record is from RefSeq and is a predicted model, not a curated record. Gene Ontology annotation, biological process: endoplasmic reticulum to Golgi vesicle-mediated transport; intracellular protein transport; COPII-coated vesicle cargo loading. NCBI's taxonomy places the organism in Eukaryota, Fungi, Ascomycota, Saccharomycetes, Saccharomycetales, Saccharomycetaceae. The coding region runs from base 1 to 3831 and encodes 1276 amino acids.